AUGUGGAAGAAGAUUUUCAAAAAGGGGGUCAGUCGUACACGCAACGCCAAAAGUCCGAUCCACAGAGACAGUAAGGAGGGAAAUGAACAAGAUGGCAGUGUUGAAGAUUUGCAGAGUGCACUAAGCAGUGCUGCGCAGAAUGGACAACUUGACCUCAUCCAAGAACUGAUCGGUAGAGGAGCCGAGGUGAAUAAAGUUGAUAAUGACGGUUUUACUGCAUUACAGCUAGCUUCAGAUGGGCGACUUGAUGUCACUAAAUAUCUCAUCAGUCAAGGAGCCGAGGUGAAUAACGGCGGAAAUAUUGGUUUGACCCCGGUGCGUGUAGCUGCAGGGACUGGUCAUCUUGAUGUUACCAAAUUUUUGAUCAGUCAAGGAGCCGAGGUUAAUAACGGCGGAACUGAGCGUAUGACCCCAUUACAUCUAGCUGCAAAUCAAGGAGCUGAAGUCAAUGAGGGCAGCAAUGAUGGUAGGACCCCAUUACAACUAGCUGCUCAGAAUGGUCAUCUUGAUGUCACCAAAUUUCUCAUCAAUCAAGGAGGCGAGGUGAAUAAAGAUGAUAAUGAGGGUUUUACCCCAUUACAUCAAGCUGCUUCUGUUGGUCAUCUUGUUGUCACCGAAUUUCUGAUCAGUCAGGGAGCUGCAGUCAAUGAGAGCAGCAAUUAUGCUGCUGGUGAAGGACAUCUAGAUGUCAGCGAAUUUCUGAUCAGUCAAGGAGCUGAAGUCAAUGACAGCAGCAAUGAUGCUGCUCGUAAAGGACAUCUUGAUGUCACCAAAUAUGUGAUCAGUCAAGGAGCUGACUUUAACCAGACCAAUUAUGAUGGUUGGACUGCAUUACAUUUAGCUGCUCAUGAAGGAUAUCUUGACGUUGUCACAGAAUUAAUCAGUCAAGGUGUUGAUGUUGGUAAGGCUAGUGAGAAAGGAUGGUCAGCCUUAUACCUUGCCGCAGCUGCUGGUCAUGUACGUGUUUCAAGUGCCUUGCUUAGUCAGCAUGCUGAGCUGGUAUCAUCAAAUAUAAUUCAUUGGACGGAGUUUCAUACCGCUGCAGAGAGGGGCGAUCUUGAUGCCAUGAAAGAUCAAGUCAGUCAAGGAGCUGAGCUGGGUAAAGCCGGUUCUUUUGGUUGGACAGCCUUACAACUUGCAGCAAGUAACGGACACCUUGAUAUGAUCAAAUAUUUGCUAAGUCAAGGAGCUGAUGUGAAUUCUAGCAACUCUUUUGGUAGGUGUGCCUUGCAUAAUGCUGCAACGAAAGGGAAGUUGGAUGUCGUGGAAUAUCUGAUCAGUGAAGGGGCCGAUAUGAAUAUGGGAAAUGACAAUGAAUCGACUGCCCUGCAUUUUGCAUCAACAUAUGGCCAUUUAGAUAUCGUGAAAUCCCUAAUCAGUCAUGGAGUGGAGGCAGAUAUUUGCAACGCAAUUGGAACCACUGCUCUCCAUUAUGCUUUAUGUAAUCGUCGGAUCGACAUUACCAAGUAUCUGCUUAGCCAAGGCUCGGAACUGAAUAAGAGAAGCGUGUGGCACUCUGUCAUCUUACAAUUUGAUGGACAGUAUGGUCACUAUGAUGUGCGAUGUGUGCAGGGUCGUGUAGUUCAAGCAGUUAGCAGACUAAUCGACUCUGUCACUGUCUUUAGAGGUGCUCCAGAAAGUGAUCUUGGUAGAAGCAAAUAUCAAGAUGGCGAUGAGGAUAAGACAGUUCAAGGUGGAAUGGUUAUUGUGCAUAGGCCACAUAUAAUGUCUGGUCUUGACAAUCAAGAUCAUCUUGCAAGUCAGGGAGACAGAACAGUUAGUCGUACAUCCUUACAAUAUGCUGUAGAAGGGGGCAGUUUAGCAGUCGUUCGGUAUCUGAUCAGUCAAGGAGCUGAAGUGAACGAAAGCAACAAUAUUGGCUGGACUGCUCUUCAUGUUGCUGCGAAAAGAGGUCAUCUUCAUAUUGUAGAUUAUCUACUUGGACAAGGAGCCGAAGUAGCCAAAGGAGACGUUGAUGAUAUCUCGCCUUUGCAUGUUGCUGCAUUUGUUGGCCAUUGUCACGUUACCGAGCAUUUGCUUAGGCAAGGAGCAGAGGUCAACGGAGCCACCAAGGAGAAAGGUUCUACAGCACUACAUGUCGGCGUGCAGAAUGGUCAUCUCGAUAUAACGAAAGGCUUGCUCAACCACGGAGCCGAUGUUGAUGCGACCGACCAUGACGGUUGGACUCCCUUGCACAUUACUGCUCAGAACGGUCACAUCGAUGUGCUGAAGUGUCUACUUCAGCAACUUGCAGAUGUUAGCAAAGUUACCAAGAAGGGAUCAUCUGCAUUGCAUUUGUCUGCUGCAAAUGGACAUACCGAUGUCACGAGAUAUCUAUUGGAGCACGGAGCUGAAGUGAAUCUGAGUAAACCUGGGAAGACUGCGUUGCAACUUGCUGCAGAACAAGACCAAGUGCAAGGGACAGGUCCAAAUACGUGGUGUGCUGAAGGGCAGAAACACACUUCUUCUCCAAAUGCCCAUGCAUACACUGAGGUUUUAACAGAAGAUGAGAAGAAGGUUAUUGGGCAACGUGCUGAGAAAGGGUGCACAGCAGUUCAUUUAGCCACGCAAAAUGGUUACACCUCCAUCAUCGAGACAUUAGUUUCUCAUGGCGCCGAUCUCAACAUCCAGUCCAUCGACGGACAGACUUGUCUGCAUGAAGCCAUCAGACUUUCCGGUCGGAAGGAAAGUAAAGUUGAAGCCACACCAUCACUCCAAAAGAUCUCAGAAGAGUUCUAUCAGAAUGAACUGUCUCCCAGGAAGGCCCUGGUCUUCUAUCUCUUGGACCACGGAGCAAAGCCGGACAUCAAAGAUAACCAAGGCAACCUACCAGUUCACUAUGCCAAGGAUGAAAUCAUCCGCCAGAUGAUAUUCUCAAGAUCUCCUGACAUGGACAUCAUCAGAGUUUAUCGAGCUAAAGAGUCGGCACCACCAGUGGUCAACGCUGUCUCUGCUCAGGUUGGAUGCGACGGUAAAGAUCUCGAACUGGAACAUCAUGGCAUUUCAAUGGCUAUCCCACCUGGGGCUGUCGAACAGAACGAAUCUUGCAAGAUCACCCUUACCGUUGUGAGAAACCUCCCCGGUGUUGUCAUCCAAGAUGACACACCAAUGGCAGCAUACGGGAUCAGAUGUGGCCCUCCAAACAUGGUCUUCCACCAACCUGUUAAGAUCAGGAUACCACAUUCCACCUUGGUCACCCACCCUGAGCAAGUGAUACCAGACAUCGUCUCACAUAUUUGGGAUCCAAGAAAGGGUUUACCAAGAGUUUCGAGGACUAAAUCGUCUGCUGCAUCUGACAAACUGCCAUACUGCAGAGUCCUUAAGAGACAUCUUGAGCUGCACAUCGAUCACUGUGCCGAGUGGUGGGUUCUUAUCCCACUUAAGCAACAGAUCAUCCAGCUUCAAUUCGUGUGUACCCCAUACGUACCGGACAAGAUUGAACGAGGCAAAAAGUUUGAUGUUCAUCUCCACCUGAAUGCAGAAAUCCCGGGCAUAGAAAUGGAAGUGAGUUUCAGAGAACGGGUGCCGCGUUGGCGAAAGAUCUUCGUAGCUACAUUCCUGACCUGA
This is a messenger RNA of Strongylocentrotus purpuratus (purple sea urchin), 3567 nucleotides long. Its product is annotated as ankyrin-3-like. NCBI's taxonomy places the organism in Eukaryota, Metazoa, Echinodermata, Echinoidea, Camarodonta, Strongylocentrotidae. Gene Ontology annotation, biological process: RNA processing. The transcript has 10 exons. The coding region runs from base 1 to 3567 and encodes 1188 amino acids. Gene Ontology annotation, molecular function: RNA binding; protein binding; RNA nuclease activity. The record is from RefSeq and is a predicted model, not a curated record.